AUGUCUAUAGUGUCACUGCUUGGAAUCAACGUUUUGAACAACCCAGCCAGGUUCACUGAUCCGUACCAAUUUGAGAUCACUUUCGAGUGUCUCGAGCCUCUGAAGGAGGAUCUCGAGUGGAAACUGACUUACGUGGGGUCGUCGCGAUCGCUUGAACACGACCAGGAGCUGGACUCGAUCCUGGUGGGCCCUGUGCCGGUAGGCGUGAACAAAUUCAUUCUCACUGCAGAUGCGCCGUCACCGGAGCUAAUUCCUGCCAGCGAGCUCGUGUCUGUGACGGUGAUCUUGCUCAGCUGCUCAUACCGAGAGCGCGAGUUUGUGAGAGUUGGAUAUUAUGUGAAUAACGAGUACGACUCUGAAGAGCUCCGCGAAAACCCUCCAUCCAAAGUCCAAGUCGAGCAUAUUGUGCGCAAUAUCCUGGCCGAGAAGCCGCGAGUGACGAGGUUCAACAUUGUGUGGGACAACGAGGAGGAGGAGGAGUAUCCUCCGGAAGAGCUAGAGGAAGAGGAAGAGGACGAUAAAGAGACAGUUGGAGACGAAGAAGAGGAGGACGAGGAUGAAGAAGUAGAGGAAGAGGAUGAUGAAGAGGAGGCCGACGAGGAGGCUGAAGAAGCUGAAGAGGUAGAGGAGGUGGAGGAAGUCGAAGAGGUGGACGAGGCUGACGAGGAGCCAGAAAAAAAAUAG
Molecule: messenger RNA, 684 nt
Organism: Ogataea parapolymorpha DL-1
Lineage: Eukaryota; Fungi; Ascomycota; Pichiomycetes; Pichiales; Pichiaceae
Product: Histone chaperone ASF1
Exons: 1
Coding region: 1-684 (227 amino acids)
Biological process (GO): nucleosome disassembly; DNA replication-dependent chromatin assembly; nucleosome assembly
Cellular component (GO): nucleus
Molecular function (GO): histone binding
Source: RefSeq, a predicted model, not a curated record